AUGACACAAGACGACAAGGUAACACUCGAGUAUCGCGACAGGUUAGCCGUCAUCACUCUGAACAACCCAAGCAAGUUGAAUGCGUUGACGAAAGACCUGUACUAUCAGCUGGCGACUUUUCUCUACGAAGUUGCGGCUCGAGAUGAAAUCCUGGUGACUUUGCUGAUUGGGCGAGGGCGAUUCUUCUCUGCAGGCGCCGAUGUAUCCGUGUCACGCAAACAACCACCAGGCACGGAUCUGUAUCGACAUUUCCUGACCUACACGGUAGCAUCAAAUCUCAACCUGGCAAGGGCCUUUUACAUGCACCCCAAAAUCCUGGUGAGCGCUCUCAACGGCCCAGUCAUCGGCAUGUCUGCGGCCAUGAUUGCCUAUUCCGAUUUCAUCUAUGCAACACCGCACGUUUAUCUGCAGACUCCAUUCGCAAGCCUUGGUCUGGUGGCGGAGGGAGGCGCAAGUGCAGCGUUCGUCGAGCGUAUGGGGAUCGGCAAGGCCAACAAAGCUUUGAUCCAGGGCCGAAGGCUUGGAGCAGAUGAGCUGCUAGGCUGCGGCUUCGUCGACCGUAUCUUCAAGACCGAGGGCGGUGAUGACGUGGCAUUCGAACGGGCCGUGCUCGACGAGAUCAAAGAUGGGUUUGGCGAUCAUCUCAAUGGUGAGAGCAUGCAUCGGAUAAAAGCGUUGAUUAGAGGCAAGCAAAGGCGCGAACUCCACGCUCAGAAUGUGGACGAAGUGUUCGAGGGAAUGGCAAGGAGUGUCGCCGGUAUACCUCAGAAACAAUUUGAGAAGCUCAGAAUGCUCAAGAUGUCACAAGCGAAGAGUAUGCUUUGA
Molecule: messenger RNA, 825 nt
Organism: Cladophialophora carrionii CBS 160.54
Lineage: Eukaryota; Fungi; Ascomycota; Eurotiomycetes; Chaetothyriales; Herpotrichiellaceae
Exons: 2
Coding region: 1-825 (274 amino acids)
Biological process (GO): fatty acid beta-oxidation
Cellular component (GO): peroxisomal matrix
Source: RefSeq, a predicted model, not a curated record